AUGGUUUUACUGGAUUGUGAGGAGUUUUUAGUGGAAUUAACGAAAAUGAUCCAAGAAGAUUCCACCAACACCAGCAAGUCACUCUGGAUCACAUACAAACGAUAUAUCCCGAAUACGAGAACUUGGAGGCAUAAGAAGGAGGUAGAGAUAGACCCUGACGAGGACCCUGUGUGCCUUAUCAGAGCCAAAAUCGGUAGAAAAAAGAUCUCCACAUACGUCCCGAGCACGAUCUGUGAGAAUUUUAGCGCCGCAAUUAAUCAUAUUUCAGAGUCCAUGAUCAGCCAAUAACCGCAAUUUUCACCAAAUCGCACUUUUCACACAAAUUUUAACACCUAAUCACAGCUUAAAUGAUAUUUUAACACUAAAA
Molecule: messenger RNA, 367 nt
Organism: Theileria parva strain Muguga
Lineage: Eukaryota; Apicomplexa; Aconoidasida; Piroplasmida; Theileriidae
Product: Signal recognition particle 14kD family protein
Exons: 3
Coding region: 1-288 (95 amino acids)
Biological process (GO): SRP-dependent cotranslational protein targeting to membrane
Cellular component (GO): signal recognition particle, endoplasmic reticulum targeting
Molecular function (GO): endoplasmic reticulum signal sequence receptor activity; 7S RNA binding
Source: RefSeq, a predicted model, not a curated record